Molecule: messenger RNA, 954 nt
Organism: Peronospora matthiolae
Lineage: Eukaryota; Oomycota; Peronosporomycetes; Peronosporales; Peronosporaceae
Source: the annotation of a GenBank genome assembly
AUGAUGGGGAUGAGUCGCGUCGCCGCGCGGCAACUGCGUGCGGUGUGGGCUGCUCCACGAGGGGCUCUGGGCUUGCGCUCAAAAGCUGGCAACUCUUCAGUGCACCCUCCAGUUACGGUGCAUGCGGACAAGAACGCGGCGAAAUGGCCGACAGCAGGCUCGAGUAAGCGCUGCUGCGUAGCGACGAGGCCUCAAUUAGGGUCACAUAUGCUGCUUAGUAGGUUUCAGCUGCAUCGUCUGCUCGCGCUCAAGCAGAAAAAGGCGGCCCAAAUAGCACGAAAAGCAGCAGAAAUUGAAGCCAAAAAGACAGCGACUGCAGCGACAGCCGAUGUAAAUCUCCGACUGCGCAAUUCGUUGGUGCUUCGUUUUAGCAAUGAGAACUCGUACCUAAAUUGGGCAAGAAACGGCGUGUUGUCUUCUGCUGUUGGAGUUGCCAUGUAUGCGCAAGAACAUCAUCGUGGAGCGCAACUUAGUGGCGCGGGGCUGCUUCUAUUGGGUUUCGGAUACAUUGGCGUAGGCACGGCCAAGUACAUCUAUUACAUUUUCCGCUUUCGCCACGUCAUGGAGCUGUCAUGGGCAAGCGUCUUCGGAACGAUUUCUCAUGCGGCAUGGGGAUUAGCUAUCUGGUUGACCGCUAUUGCCUCUUUUCUGGAAAGUGUGCCUCUUGAGCUAGAUGCAAUGCUGCUGACAGAGCCCAUUGCAAGUUACUUGCCCUUUCGGAUUCGUCAAGGUCUGAUCGAGACGUAUAGUCUCCACUUGGACGACCUCGAGCACCACUUUGACGAGCAAGAGCGUGUGAUGCGUGCAAUCCGCGGCGACCGGAUCGCUCCGGAGCCGAUGGAUAUCGAUGAGGGUGAAAAGCUGCCUCCUCAGUUAGAAGCUCAGCUGAUUGAGCAGAACAUGCACGCAGUCCCAAGUCCAGCAGUGGUGGGUUCUGCAUCUCCUCCGUCCUGA